GUCACGACACCGGCAGACAGCAUGGCGAUCUGGAAGAGGUUUACCGGAGCAGUAGACUCAAGCGCUCAGUCAUUUCUGAAAAACAAGAGGUUCAGCAGGGAAAAGAGAAAGUUCACGUGGGAUUGGCACGCGUGGAACUUGGCGUUUGUGUCGACCCCGUCCUUGGUGCUAGCCUACUACCUUCACGGUGUAGAGAAGCAAAUGCUGGAGGACGCGUCCAUACGGGAAGAGAUCCAGGAGCGCACGGGUGUCAGUAGCCGCGGCUUCUUGAUACCAAAAAAGGAGGUUCGGGACGAGGUGCUGGGUAUGCUGAGUGCUGGAAACCAGCCCGGAAACGCGGGCGGCAAGGGCGGUGCCGGAGAGCAGCUCCGCCAUGAACGGCACGUACCGGCGGAUAGUGAAUCCAUCGAGCGCAGACUGGCCACCAUCGAGAGGAUGCUCAGCAUGCAGGGCGGCUCUAGCUCAUCAACACCAGGGGCUGGCAUCGAAAACGGAUCAGGACCAAUGACGGACUCCACGCUCAGCGGCACCUCUGGUGCUCGCCACGGGAAAAGAGUCCACAGCGCUAGAAACGCAGCGAGCAAGGCGGACAGCAGCUCUGGUGCCGAAGUGUCAACUUUCGAUAAGGCAAUAGAAACGGCGUCAGCAGCAGGCAGCUGGUUGCUUCAAACCGGCGAGGCGCAAGGCAAGCGCCUCUUGCAGAUCUGUCGGAGUUGGAUGGCUGGGGAUGAGCGUCAAGAAGAUGCAACCCGCUCGGAAAAACCCGGGUCGAGAAAAAUCGGGACCGGGCAACAAGAGCCAGGAGCAAACCAUGCGGACGUACGUAGACGAGAAGAGCUAGCAGCAAGGGCGCUUGCAGAGAGGGUGGCGAACAGGGAGCCAUAGUGGGACUUGGCGUCGAGGGA
This is a messenger RNA of Ectocarpus sp. CCAP 1310/34, 905 nucleotides long. NCBI's taxonomy places the organism in Eukaryota, Phaeophyceae, Ectocarpales, Ectocarpaceae. The record is from the annotation of a GenBank genome assembly.